Molecule: messenger RNA, 372 nt
Organism: Carica papaya (papaya)
Lineage: Eukaryota; Viridiplantae; Streptophyta; Magnoliopsida; Brassicales; Caricaceae
Source: RefSeq, a predicted model, not a curated record
AUGGACGUCGCAAGGAUUGGUUUCCAUUUUACGCCGAGCGAUGAAGAGCUGUUUCAGAUUCUUGGAAUGAAGCUGAGAGGAGAAUAUGAAGGGGGCGGAGUGACUGAGGUUGAUCCGUAUGAGAAAGAGCCGUGGCUGGUGUUCGACAAGAAUGAACCGACCACGUUUUAUGUGUUUACAAGUCUGAAGAAGAAAAGCCGAUCAAGAAUGGAGAGAAAGGUCGGUUGCGGUACAUGGAAAAUGGAGAGAUCCGUGGAGGUCGUCGACUGGGAGGAAAACGUUAUAGGGUUCAAGAAGAUGCUUACGUUUGAGGAGAAGAAGAAGAACACAGAGAAUGGUCGGUGGAUCAUGCACGAGUAUUCCCUACGGGAC